This is a messenger RNA of Necator americanus (New World hookworm), 1536 nucleotides long. RefSeq lists its product as uncharacterized. The record is from RefSeq and is a predicted model, not a curated record. NCBI's taxonomy places the organism in Eukaryota, Metazoa, Nematoda, Chromadorea, Rhabditida, Ancylostomatidae. The transcript has 15 exons. Gene Ontology annotation, cellular component: cytoplasm. Gene Ontology annotation, biological process: phosphatidylethanolamine biosynthetic process; CDP-choline pathway. Gene Ontology annotation, molecular function: ethanolamine kinase activity; choline kinase activity. Bases 1 to 1536 code for a protein of 511 amino acids.
AUGAAAGACUAUCAUAUUUCUGGAAUUGAAUUUCCAACUGAUGGUGAAACAGCUAAACAACAUAAUCUUGUUGUUGAUAUGGAUAAAUCCUCAAUCUACACUCUUACGAAAGAUUCAUCGUCGCACGUAAAAAAACAGAACACGACUAUGGCAAAAGUGUGGAGAGAACAUCGUAUGCUGAUUAUCAUAGUGCUUGUACUUAUACUCAUCCUUAUAAUUGUUGUACUACUUGCACUAAUUGCUUCCCGCGUAGUUGGACCAGAGGGAAAUCAUCUGGAAGCGAAAGGAAACAUCAGAAUGAGCAUAGCAGAGGGACAUUUUCGAGGCAUGAAGGAGUUACUCUCCACAAUGGAGCCAGAAACGGAUGCAAAUGAUGUUAAGGAACUGAAACAAAGAACACAUAUGUUAUGUGCAAGAUUCCUUGGUGGCGCAUGGAAAACUGUGCCAUUGGAUCAACUUCGAAUAAGCAGAAUAAAAGGAGGAAUGAGUAACAUGCUUUUUCUUUGUCGACUUUCCGAAUCACAUCGUCCAAUACGAAAUGAGCCGGACAAGGUUUUAUUGCGAGUGUACUUCAAUCCCGAAACUGAAAGCCAUUUGGUAGCCGAAUCGGUCAUAUUUACUCUUCUCUCAGAACGACAUCUGGGACCGAAACUUUAUGGGAUUUUUAGUGGUGGCAGACUUGAAGAGUACAUUCCAUCAAGGCCAUUAACAUGUCGAGAAAUCGCCCUACCAACUAUGUCAUCAAAAAUUGCAAAGCGAUUAUCGAAAGUUCAUCAAUUGGAGGUCCCAAUAUGGAAAGAACCCGACUAUAUUUGUGAUGCUCUACAACGAUGGCUCUGUCAGCUCAUGAACACGCCGACUGGUCAAAAUUCCUUCAUGCUUCCUAGUCGGUAUUCGGAAUGGGCACCGGCACAACUAACAUGUGAACAUAUAGCACGAGAACUGGAUUAUUUGCGAACGAUGAUAAGCAAGAGCAAAAGUCCGGUCACAUUUUGUCACAACGAUCUCCAGGAAGGAAAUAUUUUACUUCCAAAAGCUUCGUCUGGUAAUAUUCGGCUUCCAUCGUUAAGCGACGAAGCGCCAGGCGGGCUUAGUCUUGCCGCUUUCAAUCCGGCUGAUCCUAGAUUAGUGUUGAUAGAUUUUGAAUACGCUAGCUAUAAUUACAGAGGCUUUGACUUUGCAAAUCAUUUUGUUGAGUAUUCGAUAGAUUAUGAUGUCAUUGAACAUCCUUAUUACACAAUAAAUCCGGAAAACUUCCCUGAAAAUGAACAGUUGGUAGAGUUUUUCGUCAAUUAUUUGCGAGAGUUCGGAGGAACUCCGGAAUGUCAACUUUAUCGAAAGGCAGAAGAACUUGUUAAAGAGACGCUUCCGUUCGUCCCUGUUUCACAUUUCUUCUGGGGAGUGUGGGGUCUGCUACAGGUGGAGUUGUCGCCAGUUGGAUUUGGAUUUGCGGAAUAUGGGCGUGAUAGAAUCGGUCUGUAUUUUCAACAUCGUCACCUGCUGGAUUUGUUUAAUAGCGACCAAAAUGUACAGUAA